Molecule: messenger RNA, 1258 nt
Organism: Etheostoma cragini (Arkansas darter)
Lineage: Eukaryota; Metazoa; Chordata; Actinopteri; Perciformes; Percidae
Product: isocitrate dehydrogenase [NAD] subunit gamma, mitochondrial-like
Exons: 13
Coding region: 53-1216 (387 amino acids)
Biological process (GO): tricarboxylic acid cycle; isocitrate metabolic process
Cellular component (GO): mitochondrion
Molecular function (GO): oxidoreductase activity, acting on the CH-OH group of donors, NAD or NADP as acceptor; magnesium ion binding; NAD binding
Source: RefSeq, a predicted model, not a curated record
GCGCGCCGCACGCCCCCCUUUCGUCCAUCACUCCGCAGCAAGUGAAGCGAACAUGACGGCCCGGUCCUUCUCCGGAGCCCUGAAGCUCGUGUUCAACAACCGGUUAACCAGGGUUUCCAGUGCGGCCACAUGUCAUCAGAGACACAAGUCCACUUACACUACCAUCCCUCCACCGGCCCUGUACGGAGGCAGACACACCGUGACCCUGAUCCCCGGAGAUGGCAUCGGACCUGAGCUGGCCAAGCACGUGUGGGAACUAUUCCGGUUCUGCUGUGUGCCAGUGGACUUUGAGGUUGUCAACGUGGACUCGUCCAAGGACUCAGAAGAAGACAUCAAUAAUGCCAUCAUGGCUAUAAGACGCAAUGGAGUUGCACUAAAAGGUAACAUCGAGACCAACCACAACCUGCCCCCCUCCUACAAGUCCAGAAACAACCUGCUCCGCACCACUCUGGAUCUGUACGCCAAUGUGAUGCACUGCCAGUCCCUCCCAGGAGUGAGGACCCGCCACAGAAACAUCGACAUCAUGAUCAUCAGGGAGAACACCGAGGGGGAGUACAGCAGCCUGGAGCACGAGAAUGUACCGGGCGUUGUGGAAUGUCUGAAGAUCAUCACCAAGACCAAAUCUCUACGCAUCGCUGACUACGCGUUCAGAACGGCGAGGGCCAAAGGACGUGGACGGGUCACGGCUGUACACAAAGCUAACAUCAUGAAGCUGGGUGACGGCCUCUUCCUGGAGUGCUGUAAGGAGGUUGCCAGCGGUUACCCUGAGAUCACCUUCGACAGCAUGAUUGUGGACAACACCACCAUGCAGCUGGUCUCCAGGCCCCAGCAGUUCGAUGUGAUGGUCAUGCCCAACCUGUACGGCAACGUAGUGAGCAACGUGUGUGCCGGGCUGGUUGGUGGACCGGGUCUGGUGCCCGGAGCCAACUAUGGUGAGGACUACGCCGUGUUUGAGACGGGCACCAGGAACACCGGGAAGAGCAUUGCUAACCAAAACACAGCCAACCCCACGGCCAUGCUGCUGGCCUCCUGCCUGCUGCUGGAUCACCUGCGGCUCCACGCGUACGCCAGCAUGAUCCGCAGAGCCAUCCUCUCCACGGUCUCGGAGACUCGGCUGCACACGGCGGACCUGGGCGGCCAAGGCUCCACCUCUGAAGUGGUCCACUCCGUCAUGAACGCCGUUCAGAGCACCGGGCCCCUGACACUGAGCAUCUAGAACAAACAGUCAUGUGCUAACUCUCUGACUCUCUCUCUCUCU